Messenger RNA from Pimephales promelas (fathead minnow), 2204 nucleotides. Lineage: Eukaryota; Metazoa; Chordata; Actinopteri; Cypriniformes; Leuciscidae. The record is from RefSeq and is a predicted model, not a curated record.
UUGUCAAAAACAUUACAGGAUUUUCUCCAUAUAAUGGACUUCAAUGGACUCCCAACAGUUUCAAGGUCCAAAUGACUGUCUCAGUUCAGCUUCAGAGGACUUUAAAUGCUAUCAGACGAUCAAAAGCUACAGCAGGCAGUGGUUUGAGUGAGAACUCUUGUCCAGGCUUACACACACACACACACACACCUAUGAUUAUUUACGUGAUUAUGUGUUUUGUUCUUAUUUGGUUUACUGACUAUUUUAUUUUCUGACUAAUUAUGUUUUAAUGAAACUGUUGGCUGAUAAUAAAUCACAGUUUACAUUGAAGUCCAACUUAAUUUACCAAGAUCCGCUCACUUAAAAGUUUGCCACCUUGCCACUGCUGUAGAUAUCUAUUCAUGUAUUAUUUAAAAGAAAACCCUACAAUUAGGCUGCAAUUACAUGAGAUGGGAGACAUGUAAAAACAAUACUGUAGCUGUAAUCGAGUAAAGGUGAAUCUAUUGUUGCAUCCAUAUAUUUAUAUGUAUUAUUACUGAGCAUUAUUAAUUAAUAUAAAAGUGGAUUUGGUCCACAACAGUGCGGAGAUGUGAUUUACUGAAUGCGGCCCCUUUAAGAAAUAUGACACCGCGCGGACUGAGCAUGCGCAGAACAGAGAGAAGCGCGAGAGCUUGUGUUUUCUUUCUUUCCUUUGACGCUAUCGCUAUUAUGAAUAAAACAGUCGAACACGUUGUGAUCCCCUGUAAGUGUAUAUUAUGUUAAAGUUCUUGAUAAUGCAAUAAAAAAGAGAGAAGCGCGAGAGACACGAGACAAGAGUGAUGACACUUUAACCAGUUGAAGCUGAAAGUGACGCUGUUAUCGAUCAUGAAUGAAGAGCAAAUGUGGAAUAUUUUCUUCUUCGGAUGCGCAUAUUUCCAGUCUGCAGAACAAUUCACCAUCUGGUCCUGUCAGUAUCACACAGUGAUCACAGUUCACACCUGCAGUGAAGCCCCUCCCACAACAAUUCACCAAUAAAUACUGGGAAUAUUCCCAUCAUCCUACAAGAAAAGGACAAACUCCAGGAGUAGCAGCUGAAAUCUGUGUGACUGUUAAAGAUGGAGUUUAUUAAAGUGAAAAUUGAAGACAUGACUGACCCAGAACCAUCCAGAAUAAAACAUGAAGAUACUGAGGAACAAAUAGACGAGAUGGAAGUGACGGAGCGAAGACGGAAACUAAAUGACGUGAAGAAACACUACGAUUUCAAAACUCAAGAAACAAAAGCCAAUAAGCUGCACUCCUGCUCUCAGUGUGGAAAGAGUUUCCAAAAUCAACGAAACCUGAACAGACACACAAGAAUUCACACCGGAGAGAAACCGUAUACAUGCACUCAGUGUGGAAAGAGUUUCAAGAAUAAAGAAUACCUUAAGAUACACAUGAGAAUUCACACUGGAGAGAAACCGUAUACAUGCACUCAGUGUGGAAAGACUUUUACUCAAGCAUCAACUCUCAGUUAUCAUCUGCACAUUCACUCUGUAGAAAAAACAUUUAAGUGUGAUCAGUGCGGUAAAGGUUUUAAUUUGUCAUCAAAUCUUAAAAAACACCUGAUUGUUCAUUCAGAUGUGAAGCCUUAUGUGUGUUCUCUCUGUGGAAAGAGUUUUUCACGACUAUACAGUUUUAAACUGCACCAGAAAACACACAAUGAAGUGAGAGAUCAUGUGUGUUGUGACUGUGGGAAAAGCUUUGCUACAUCUGGUGAACUGAAUCGGCACCAAAGAAUUCACACUGGAGAAAAACCUUACAAGUGCUCAUACUGUGACAAGAGUUUCACUCAGUUGGGAACACUGAAUUUACAUGCACGACUUCAUACUGGAGAAAAACCUUACAAGUGCUCAUAUUGUGACAAGAAAUUCGCUCAGUCUGGAAACCUGAAACUACAUGAGCGAGUUCACACUGGAGAGAAGCCGUAUCACUGUACUACGUGUGAAAAGAGUUUUAAACGUUUAUCAAGCCUUCACGCUCAUAUGAAAAAAUGUUUUAAGUGAUCAGCAUUCAUUUUCAUGUCAAAUACAUUAAAGUACACUAAGAUAAAAUAUUGAGUAUUUCAUCAGAGCACAUAAUUAAUAAUUUGGUGAAAUGCUUGGGUGACUAGAAAUAUUUGAAGGGUUAGUUAAUUCAGCCAAAAAUGAAAAUGCUGACCCUCAUUUACUGACCAUCAUGUCGUUCCAAACCUGUAAGACUUUCGUUCA